Carlito syrichta (Philippine tarsier) is the source of this 945-nucleotide messenger RNA. RefSeq names its product olfactory receptor 1F12-like. Bases 1 to 945 code for a protein of 314 amino acids. Gene Ontology annotation, biological process: G protein-coupled receptor signaling pathway. Gene Ontology annotation, molecular function: olfactory receptor activity; G protein-coupled receptor activity. The transcript has a single exon. Gene Ontology annotation, cellular component: membrane. The record is from RefSeq and is a predicted model, not a curated record. NCBI's taxonomy places the organism in Eukaryota, Metazoa, Chordata, Mammalia, Primates, Tarsiidae.
AUGGAGCAUAGAAACCACACAAGCAUCUCUGAGUUCAUCCUUCUCGGGUUCUCCAGCCAGCCAGAGAAGCAGGAGCUGAUCUUUGGGCUCUUCCUUGCCAUGUAUCUGGUGGGAGCUGCAGGGAACCUGCUCAUUAUCCUGGCCAUCGGCUCGGCCUCCCAUCUCCACACACCCAUGUACUUAUUCCUCAGCAACCUCUCCCUGGUAGAUUUCUGCUUCAUCUCUGCCACGGUCCCCAAGAUGCUUGUGAACAUCCAGACACAGACUCAGUCCAUCUCCUAUGGAGCCUGUCUGGGCCAGAUCUACUUCUGCAUCUUGUUUGCCAACAUGGACAACUUCCUCCUGACAGCGAUGGCCUAUGACCGCUAUGUGGCUAUCUGCCACCCGCUGCACUACUCCUCCAAGAUGAGCCUGCGUGUCUGUGCCCUGACACUGGGCAGCUCCUGGGUCAUCGCCAGCCUCCACUCCCUGCUGCACACCCUCCUCAUGGCCCGGCUGGACUUCUGUGCCGGCAAUGCCAUCCCUUACUUCUUCUGUGACCUCAUUCCCCUGCUCCAGCUCUCCUGUUCCAACACGCAACUCAACCAGCUCAUGAUUCUGCUGGUGGGGGGCCUGAUCGUCCUCCUUCCCUUCCUCGGCAUCCUUGUCUCCUACACACGCAUUGUGUCUGCUGUGCUCAGGGUCCCAUCUGCCCGGGGCAAACAAAAGGCCUUUUCCACCUGUGGCUCCCACCUGACUGUGGUCAUCCUCUUCUAUGGGACCAUCACAGGGGUCUACCUGAGUCCUUCAUCUUCCCACUCCACGGACAAGGAUUCACUGGCCUCCGUGAUGUACAUGGUGGUGACUCCCAUGCUGAAUCCUUUCAUCUACUGCCUGAGGAACAAGGGCAUGAAGGAGGCGCUUAGGAAACUGUUCAGCCUGAAGGCUUUAUCCCAUGGGCUGUGA